CCUUCGCACGUUUCUGUAGUCUGCUGUAAAUAACUGAAGAAAUGGAAAGAAGAAAACGAAGUUAUGGAUCUUCGGAGCAUCGACCAGAUAAAAAGCUGAGGCGUCGUAUAAUUUACUCCUCUUCUGAAGAUGAAGACGAAAUAAAGUCAUUCCAAGAACCACGUGUUGAUUCGUCGUCACGUGUUGCGACCACGCGCGACAUUUCUUCGCCGCGAGUGCGGCAAAAAACUCCACCAGCCAACACACGUGGCAAUGGUGCGUCGCGUGUGCGACUUAAUUCAACAAAUAAUGUUGCGUCACCACCAAGCAGGAGUUCAAGACCUCGCAGAAGAGUCUUAUCGCCAAUCGUCAUCGUACGUCAGGAACCGUCACCAACAUCAUCGAUAGCAUCGUCGCCAGAACGUCCAGCUCCGGCGCAAGCAGCGCUUGCUGAAACUGAGCUAAAGGAUUCAGAAGAGCUCGAUGAAGAAACUCUUCAGCUAUUAGGAAAUGCUCCUAAGGUAGACACUCCUCUUGGACCAGCGAUUCAUAAGGACAUAGCCAGUCGAUGGCAAGAUAUUCUGAGUAAAGGUCUACCAAAAGAUCAAAAAGAUAAGCUUUUAGAGGAGUAUUUGGUUCCCAGCAACUGCGAUCUCCUGCAGGCCCCGGCUCUGAACCCGGAAGCAAAAGUACCUUUAAAUGAGGUAAUGAUACGUCGUGACGUGUCCCUAAUGCAUAAGCAAAGGCAAAUUGGACUGGCAUUGUCAGCUUUAGCUACUACGAUGGAAAUGGUCGUUUUAAACGAAACGUCUAAGACAAAGCUGCUUAAACCUUUAAGUGACGCAUGCCGGAUUUUGUGUGACAGUCAUUACAUGGAAACAAAAACACGAAGAAGUUUAAUAUUAUCUUCGAUAAACACCGACCUUAAAGAAACUUUAACGGAGGUUCCACGAGACAGCAAUUUUCUAUUUGGAGAAAACGUCAGUGAAAAAGUCAAGACUGCAAAGAAUAUUCAGAGGUCUGGUGAAGUUUUAAAACAGCCACGGAAAUUCUCCAAAAAUAAUUUUUUGGCGAAACAAAAUAAAAACCGACCAAAUUUCAAGCCGGUUCACCGCAAGACGGACAACAAGUGGAACAGCGCAGACGGCGUCGACUCGAGACCAGCACGAGCGCCGCCAGCUCCUCGCCAGACGUACAGCGCGUCGCGGAACCGGAGCUACCGCGAGUAUCGCGAGCGCGACCAGCGCGACCGCUCUCCGCCGCCGCGCAGACCUUACUACCGGAGAUGAACACACAGAAACCAUCACAAUCUACACAAGACUCUAAAAUUGGUAGCCGCGAGGCUUUCCGGAAAGUACUACUGAAUAAGUCACUGUCACCACGAUCUAUUGAAAUUAUAUUAGCAUCAUUAACUAACUCGACAUAUAAGCAAUACGAUGGCUGUAUAAAAAAUUGGAUAUGUUUUUGUAAUAAACACAAUUAUAAUUAUACAUCUGCGUCAGUAUCAGUUGUAAUAGAUUUUCUCACCGAAAUAUUCGAUAAAGGGGCAAAAUAUGGUACAAUCAACUCCUACAAGUCUGCAUUGUCACUUAUAUUGGAUAAUAAACUUGAUAAUAAUCAAAUCAAACGCUUUAUGAAAGGAGUUUUCAAAUUGAGACCCACAAACCCUAAGUAUAACAUAACAUGGGACCCUAAUAUCGUUCUGUCGCAUUUAGCAAGUAAAGGGCCUAAUGCAGAUCUCGAUUUAAAAACUCUUUCCAAAAAGACUCUAACUCUGUUGGCUCUGGUUACUGCGCAUCGUGUCCAAACGUUUUCCCUUAUAAAACUGUGUAAUAUUAAUAUACAGUCUGGUAAUCAAAUUCUGAUAAAGAUACCAGAUAUUAUUAAAACUUCUAAUGUUAAUAACUUACAACCAAUUUUAAGAUUGCCUUAUUUUGAUCCACGCCCAGAUAUUUGCCCUGCAAGAUGUUUAGAGACCUAUAUAAAUAAAACACAAACACUUCGUAAUAAUGACUAUUUAUUUAUAAGCACAAAGCAGCCGCAUUCCAAAGUAACGUCACAAACACUUAGUCGUUGGAUCAAAGACACACUUAGUGAAAGCGGAAUAGACACUUGUAUUUUCAGUGCUCACAGCACAAGGCACGCAGCAUCUUCCACCGCCAACAGACUUGGAGUCAACAUUGACUUGAUUCGUAAAACAGCUGGCUGGACUGAUUCCUCCUCUGUGUUUGCAAGAUUUUAUAAUAAAGAAAUUGUCACCGAUGCCAAUCAAUUCGCAGAAUCGAUUCUUUCUUCUGCGAGAUAAAUGUAACCUGAAAUUAAAAUAAAUAGUAAAUAUUUGUACUUUUCUGAUUAUGCAUUGUUUUGAAUACAUAAAGUUCAAUUAUAAACUUAUGAUUUGAUAUACUUGCCUUAUUUUGAAACACCCUCUGCACAUUUUAUUUUUGCUCUGAACAUCCUACAAUAUGUAAACAAUAAAUCGCAAAGAAUGAAGCUGCGAAACAUAAUUAAAAAUCAAACGAACUUACCAAGUGAAGUUCGAUGAUAAUUAUGUGAGCAGCUUCAUUCGACGCGAUUUACACACACCCUCCCGUUAUACAUGAAAAAUCAAAUGUAUACAUACCCACCCCAAUUUAUAUUAAAAUGUGCAGUGUUCCUACAUGUAAAAUUUAAACGAAAUGAAGCCACGGGUACUGGCAACCCGCCUGACUGCAAUGGCGGAGUGGGG
Molecule: messenger RNA, 2707 nt
Organism: Leguminivora glycinivorella
Lineage: Eukaryota; Metazoa; Arthropoda; Insecta; Lepidoptera; Tortricidae
Exons: 2
Coding region: 42-1268 (408 amino acids)
Source: RefSeq, a predicted model, not a curated record